This is a messenger RNA of Caenorhabditis remanei, 2277 nucleotides long. RefSeq lists its product as uncharacterized. The record is from RefSeq and is a predicted model, not a curated record. Gene Ontology annotation, biological process: adenylate cyclase-activating adrenergic receptor signaling pathway. The coding region runs from base 1 to 2277 and encodes 758 amino acids. Gene Ontology annotation, molecular function: dopamine neurotransmitter receptor activity, coupled via Gi/Go; G protein-coupled receptor activity. NCBI's taxonomy places the organism in Eukaryota, Metazoa, Nematoda, Chromadorea, Rhabditida, Rhabditidae. The transcript is spliced from 7 exons. Gene Ontology annotation, cellular component: membrane.
AUGUUUUCUAACGAUACUCAACAAAUCCUGCAGGAUGACCCUACAACAUCCUUCCAAUACAACGCGUUCCACGCCUUCCUCCUACUCCUUAUCAUCCUGGUAGUCUUCGGCAACACAAUGGUCAUAUUCGCGGUGGCCGUAGACCGCAAACUUCGGUCCGUCACCACUAACAAGUUUAUCGCCUCGCUAGCAGUGUCUGAUCUUCUGGUCGGGUUGAUCGUGAUGCCCCUUUCUCUCUACUACAAAAUGCACAACGAUCAUUGGACGUUGGGUUACACCUGGUGUCAAUUUCACCUGGUUUCAGGAGUCUUCUCCACUACAGCAAGCAUAGUACAUCUGGUGGCGAUUAGUCUGGACAGAUAUUUUGCGAUUAUGUUCCCAACAGAGUAUCAGCGACAUUCAGUGUCAACUUCUACCGUGCCAUAUGUAGUGAUGAUCUGGCUGAUGGCUCUCGCAGUGAGCUCCACUUUGUUCAUGGAGCAACGGGAUUCUUUCGAUGGUAUUUGCUGGAUCUCCAACCCUCAAUACAUUGUGUUAUCCUCAUUCUUAUCAUUUUUCCUUCCUGGCGCUAUCGUCGUCUACCUCUAUAUGAAAAUCUUCAAGAAGCUACGCAACCAUCAGCUCUACAUGUUCGGCCAGUUGACGCAUCGAGGCGGAGACCGCGAACGUCGUCACUCGUUGCCACGUGUCAUCAUCGAGGAAGUGCGAUCACGUCGCGGCUCACGGAUGUCACAAACAGGAUCGCAGUCUGGCAGUCCCACGAGAAGACAGAGCGGCGGAAGCAAGGAGCGAUCUCCGAGCCAGCCGGACAUCCAUAUUGUGGCGAAGCCUCAACAGAGAUGGCGAUCUCCCACAAUCUGUGCAGAGACUCUGGCUCACGACCGGCUCCUGGCAGCCAAGAAGCGGGUCUCAAUAGUUCCAGACCCACCAUCGAUGGAUGUCUCGGUGAAUAUGGCGUCGAUGGAUCAGAUGAAAGAUGAACAUCAUCAUAAUUUAAUGAGGGAAGAGGAGCUGUUAGGGUGUGAGGCGGGAAGGAGAAAGCAAAGUGAGGAAGAGGUCCGGAAGUUGAGCGAUGAGCGGAAGCGUGUGAUCUACGAGCGCCGAAGGUCGAGCACCUCCGAGAAUCCGAACGGUGUGCCUAUUAUGCAAGCGUUUCAAAAGGCUUAUCAAGAAGUGCGCGCGGGGAGAAGGAGAUCUACGAUACAUGAUAUUACAGCGUACCACUUCCCAUCGCUCACCACUGUCAACGAGCCAACUACCCCACCACCCGGUGAAGAAUCCGAGGAGAAGGACACCGAGGGAUCCGCCAUCAUGCACAAGUUAUCCAGUGGCUCUAGCAUCGCUGAAACUGUGAUAGCGAUGCUCCCCAAGACCUCCACAUCGCUCUCCAAAACCGAUUCUCAUGAGGACUCGGUGUCCACUGAAGCAAGCCAGAAACCAUUGCUAGGACCACCUACUCAUCACUACACAAAGAAAUCUCAACAACAAAAGGAGCCGCGGUACUCGCCAUCAAUUCCUGCGCCAACAUUCCUUAUGGUCCCUGCGAUGAUGUCGGUGAACACGCCACCAGCGACACCUAACACCAAAGAGGCUCCCACCAACUGUACUUCACUUCUUCAAGUGCCAAGACUCUUCGAUUGCCCAUCCCCUUGCAGUGUACCCAGUAACUCCAGCCACUCUUCCUACACCUCUGCCAGCGGGUCCAGUGACACCUACCGUAGGAUUUCAAUGAAUAGCUACGGGAGCAGUUUGACAGAUGGGACCGAGUCCACGUUCGAGUGUGACUCCAGAAGAUCCUCUGCGUGGUCCACAAUCCGCGCUGCUGUAUUCGAUAGGCAGCAAGUGCGAGGUGGCAAGGCUAGUGUGGAUAUUACGGUGGAUCGUACAGGCUCUCCACAGAAGAAGAUGUCAACCAUAAGUCGGGGGAAGUUACGGAGGAUUGCCACCCAGGUGACAAGAGCCAUCAGAAGAAAGCGACGGGAAUCCAUGGCGAUUCGUAGGGAGUCAAGGGCUACUAGGGUGGUCGCUGCUAUUCUAAUCGCCUUCCUGAUCUGCUGGAUUCCCUACUUCUGCAUUUCCAUCUUCCGCGGUGUGCUAAUGGGAUUCCAUGUUAACAUCAACACCCCAUUGCAUCUCACAUUGUUCGUCUACACCUCAUGGCUAGGUUACGCCCACUCCUGCUUCAACCCUUUGAUCUACAUGUGUCUUAAUAAGAACUUCCGGAAUACGAUGAGAAAAAUGAUGCAGAAAACGAAGGCUACUGAACAUGAGGGUUGA